AAUUAAUCUCUACGCUUCUUUCUCUGCAAUUACUCCUUGAGGGCAUCUCUCUCUAGAACAUUGAGUAUUGCUGACUUGAGCGUUGGAGUGUUUUCCCCAAGGAAACAUCCUUGGGAUUUUCAGAAUAUUGUGUGUCCUAUUUGAAUCGAACUAUGGAAGUUGCAACCCUUGCUGGAGGUGCUCUUUUGUCAGCAACGUUCGAGUUGUUGCUCUCAAAAUUGAAUUCUUUGGCAAAUGCUGAAGAGAAGCAAGGAAAAGACCUCUUGGUGAAGUUAUGGCUUGCUGAUCUCAAGGAUUUGGUAUAUGAUAUGGAGGACAUACUUGAAGAAGUUGAGAUUGAUGCCAAGAGGCUUGAGCUGUUUGCAAAAAGCCAGCAAAAGAUCGCCCACACUCCUUUGCCUGAACAUUAUGUCUAUGGUCGAGAAAAUGAUAAAGAGGCUAUUCUUCAGAUUUUGCUUAGUGAUGAAGGCAGACAUGAGCCAUACUCUGUUAUUCCCAUUGUUCGAAUGGGACGAAUCGAGAAGUCCACUCUUGCUUGGCUCAUUUACAAUGAUGACAAAUUGAAGGAUAGGUUUGGAUUGAAAGCAUGAGUUUGUGUUUUUGAAGAUUUUGAUGUUCAUCGGAUCAAAGAGCCAUCUUAGAGCGAGUAACCAAGGAAAAUUGUGAUUCAAAAGAGCUAACUUCACUUUAAGAGAGGUUGAAAGAUAAGCUCUUAGGUCAAAAGUUUUUACUUGUGUUAGAUGAUAUUUAGAAUGAAAACUACGAAUUAUG
Messenger RNA from Rubroshorea leprosula, 771 nucleotides. Lineage: Eukaryota; Viridiplantae; Streptophyta; Magnoliopsida; Malvales; Dipterocarpaceae. The record is from the annotation of a GenBank genome assembly.